UUGGAAAAGAGGUUUGCCAGACAGGGCCGAUUGAAGAUCAACCAUAAAGAUCCCAACUUUUUAUAGAAUCAAACUAUUAUUCACUCAUUCACUCCUGAACGUCCACUGGUGGCUGCCGGCUGAAGUCAAAGCGCCGCCAAAUGAAAAGGAAACCUGACGAUCCUUCAGGGAAGCCCGCUGUUGGCAACUUACAUUAAUAUAAACCUACGAGUUCACAGGUCUGUGAGAUUACUGUAUCAUGGCGCAAGGAGCAGGAUCUUCUUCCGUCACCCGCAGAUGGAGUUAUGAUGUGUUUUUAAGCUUUCGGGGGGAAGAUACUCGCCUGACUUUCGUCGGUCAUCUCUAUGAGUCUCUUCGUCAAAGAGGGAUUCGGACCUUCAUUGAUGAUGAAUCCCUUGAUGCAGGCAAAGAAAUCCGACCAUCUCUUUCUGAAGCCAUCAAGGAAUCCAGGAUGGCUAUCAUACUUUUCUCCCAAAACUAUGCAACCUCAACCUUCUGUCUGGAUGAACUUGUCCAGAUUAUUGAGUGUUUCAAAGAAGAAAGUCGGAUGGUAUAUUCAGUGUUUUAUCAUGUGGAUCCAUCAGAUGUGCGACAUCAGAGAGGGUGUUAUGGACAAGCUUUGGCUGAUCUGCAGAACAGAUUGGAGGGAAAGGAUGUGAAGUUGCAAAAGUGGAGGUGGGCUUUGACUCAAGCAGCUGACUUGUCAGGCUGGCAUUUUCAACCUGGGAUUACAAAAGAACAGGAGCAUAUUAAGAUGAUUACUCGUGAAGUCUCUGCCAAGAUUAAUCACACUCUUUUAGAAGUUGUGGAUUAUCCAGUUGGCCUUGAGUUUCGGGGGAAAGAAGUAAUCUCACUUCUAGAUCUUGGGUCCAACAAAAACCCACUGAUGAUUGGAAUUUGUGGCAUUGGUGGGAUAGGUAAAUCGACAAUUGCAAGAGCCGUGUAUAACUCAGUUGCUGAUAAUUUUGAUGGUUUGUGUUUUCUUUCUAAUGUUAGAGAAAUUUCUUACAAGCAUGGCUUGUCACAUCUUCAAGAGACAUUACUUCAUAAAUUGGUGAGGGUGAAGGAACUCAAAUUGGGUGAUUUCUAUGAAGGAAUUUCAAUAAUAAAGAAUAGGCUCCAAAACAAGAAGAUUCUUUUAAUUCUUGAUGAUGUUGACAAAGUGGAGCAAUUACGAGCAUUAGCUGGAAGCUGUGAAUGGUUUGGCCUAGGAAGCAGAAUCAUUAUCACGACAAGGGAUAAACAGUUGCUAGCAAGUCGGGGAAUUCAAAGAAUUUAUGAUGUCAAGGGGUUAAGUGAUGAUGAAUCUCUUCGGUUAAUUAAAAGGCAUGGCUUUAAAGGGCUUACGGGGGAUUUAGAUAAUUACAUGGAUGUUCUGAAUCGUGCCAUAAAAUAUUCAUGUGGCCUUCCAUUAGCCUUGGAAAUGAUUGGCUCUAACUUGUGUGAUAAAAGAGUUGAUGAAUGGACUUCUGCAUUAGAUGAAUAUGAAAGAAUACCUGAUAAAGACGUUUUUAAAGUCCUUAAAUUAAGCUAUGAUGCUUUAAGCAGAGAACAGCAUAAGGAAAUUUUUCUUGACUUGGCCUGUUUCUUUAAUGGUGAGAAGUUGGGAGACGUCAUAAAUAUGAUGAUGAGUUUUCGUGGUGUUGAACCAACACAUGCCAUUAAUGUGUUGACAGAUAAAUCUCUAAUAAAGAUUAAAGAAGAUCGUGUGAUAAUGCAUGACUUGAUUGAAGAUAUGGGUAAGGAAAUUGUUCGGCAACAAUCACGAAAAGAGCCUGGGAAACGCAACAGGUUAUGGUGUUAUGAAGACAUUAUUGAUGUGUUGCAAAAUAACACGGGCACUGAUGAAGUUGAAGUCAUGAUUCUUGACUCACCCAAAGAUAAAGAAAUCCAAUGGAAUGGCAAGGCAUUCAUGAAAAUGAAGAAGCUCAAAGUGCUUGUCAUAAAGAAUGCAAGCUUUUCUAAAGGCAUCAAAUAUCUCCCAAAUAGUCUCUGCGUGUUAGAAUGGAAGGGGUACCCUUUUGAGUUUUUGCCAUCUAAUUUUCAUCCAAAAAAACUCGUCCAUCUUGAUUUGUCCAAUAGUUGUGUGGUGCUCCUACCUUUUAAUAAGAAAUUGGAGAGUUUAAGUUGCAUGAAUUUUAGCAACUGUAAAUCCUUGAGCCAAUUACCAAACCUGUCGGGAGUUCCUAAUUUAACAGAAUUGUGGCUUGAUGGUUGUACAAACUUAAUUGAAAUCCAUGAUUCCCUUGGAUUCUUGGGUAAACUCAAAAGAUUGAGUGCUAUGCGAUGCAAAAACUUGAGGACUUUGCCUCCUAGUAUUAAGCUAAUAUCACUUGAAGAUCUAAAUCUCUUUCGUUGUUCAAGUCUUCAAAGUUUUCCUGAGAUAUUAGACAAGAUGGAGAAGUUGAAGGCACUUGAUUUGGAGAGUACGGGCAUUGCAAUACUGCCAUCUUCAAUCUGCAACCUCGUUGGGCUUGAAACCUUAAACAUGGAGGCGUGCCCUAAUCUUAAGCAAUUACCAGCUAGUAUUUGUAAGUUGCCAAAACUAUUGGAACUAUCAACAAAUUUUUGUGAAGGGAUGAAGCAUUUCAGGAAAUGCGAAGGUGAAAAAGAAGCAAGCUUAGACAGCGCAACCAUUUCGACCAAAGAGAUAGAGAAAGAAUGCAACUUAGCCUUGUCUUCAAGAAGACAUUUCUGUUUCUCAAAUUGCAACUUAACAAAUGACUCUCUUGCUCUUUGUGUCUCUCGUAUUCCUGACGUUGUACAGUUAGAUUUAAGGUUUAAUAGUUUCACAACUCUCCCAGCAUGCAUAGAAGAAUGUGAGAAUUUAAGGUAUCUUUUCUUGGAUCAUUGUGUGCAAUUGCAAAAAAUUGUGAGGAUGCCACCAAAAUUGGAAGCAUUCAGGGCCAUAGGUUGCACUUCUUUGUCUAAGUCAUCCAAAAAAAGAGUAUUGGAUCAGGCAUUCUACUUUGGAAAUGGGAAAAGAAACUUUAUCUUGCCAGGAAAAAGAAUCCCUCAAUGGCUUGACUAUUAUAGUCGAGGAAGCUCCGUGUCUUUUUGGAUUCGUGAUAAGGUCCCAAAAUUUGCUCUUUGGUUUCUUUUUGAAAAUGACCCAGUUGGUCCUUACAAAUGUGUAUUCUCAAUGCACAUCAAUGAUACCAAGUUACAUAUUUCUUCUGGGUGGCUUUCAAAAUCAGUUAUACUGGCCAAUCAUAUAUACAUAUGUGAUAUGGAAAGCAUAAUUGAGAAGGUUAGACCCCGUCUUGCAAAUGGAUGGAAUCAUGUGAGGGUUUCAAUCAAGAGCAAAGCACGAAAGAUAAAAAUGGAAAAAGAAAUUUCUAUAGCAGUUCAUGUAUACAGGCAACAAAAUGACUUGGAAAAUAUUCGAUUCAAGGACACUAGAAUACACCUUGAUUGCAACUCGUGGCAAAAGAAACAACCACCACCUCAAGAUUGGGGAGAGCUCGAAGAUGAAAUCAAUGAGGAUUCAAAUUCAACAAAAUUUGCAGAGUCAAUCCAAAAAAUCACGCCUUAUCAAGCAGAACCCAUGAGUGCUGACCUUGUGAGUGGAGCGUUUGAUUGGCUGGCGCAAGGAGCAGGAACUUCUUCUAUCGCCUGCAUGCAAGGAGCAAGAGCCGUCUUCAGCUUGUGGGCAGAUCCCCGCUCCUGUUUCAGGGGUGAUCUCUACCCAUUUCUUAGUGGAGGCGUGAUUCGUCUCUUCGUUCCUGACAUCCUCAACUCAGACGAAGAAACCCAACUGUUCCCUUCCAGACGCAUCAAGGAAACCAUGAUGGCCAUCACGGUUUUCUCCAAAAUCUAUGCAACCUCAACCAUCUGUGUGGAUGAAAUUGUCCAGAUUAUGAAGUAUUUUGAAAAAGAAAGUCGGCGGCUAUCUUCAAUGUUUUAUUAUGUGGAUCCAUCAGAGUUGCCACCUCAGACAGCUCGUCACGGACGAGCUCUUCCUAAUUUGCGCAAAAUAUCGGAUGAGAUUUAUCAUCGUUGGCUUUGGUUGCGUGAAGAAGCUAAGGAGUCACGCAGGCUUCGAUUCGUGCGUCGCUUUGCAUCGCUGGCCAUCAUCGCCAUGUUGUGGGAUUCAGUUUCGGAGAUGGUCUUUAACCGGAAGCGAUAGCGGAGUAGGCAUCGAGGGAGGAGAGGAGAGAAAGGGCAGGGCAGUUGGAAUCAGAGAGGGUCAU
Molecule: messenger RNA, 4193 nt
Organism: Neltuma alba
Lineage: Eukaryota; Viridiplantae; Streptophyta; Magnoliopsida; Fabales; Fabaceae
Product: TMV resistance protein N-like
Exons: 8
Coding region: 239-4129 (1296 amino acids)
Biological process (GO): defense response; signal transduction
Molecular function (GO): ADP binding; ATP hydrolysis activity
Source: RefSeq, a predicted model, not a curated record